UAUUUCGCCAGACGGGACGUCACGCACGGCUCCCGAACGCCUCCCGUGCCGGCGAGUCCCCUCCCGGGGUAGGAGAGGAGGGUCCAGGGGCGUCUCCCUGGGCGGGGAAGCGCUGCCGGGGACGGCUAGCUCACUCGGCGCUCGGCUGCCCGUCGGGUCCAUUCGGUAGCUCUUCGCCGUACGCACGUCCCGAUUACAAGCAAGCGGGAGGAGGCGUUGAAGCGGCGGCGGCGGCGGCGGCGAGGGCGGCUAUCCGUGGAAUGCGCUGAAGAUGGCGGCCGGCCGGAGAGCGCCCAAGAGCGGCUUGCUGGAACUGCGAGCGCCGGGCGAGCAGUGGCUGCGCGUCCUGGUGACUCUUUCCGAGGACUUCUUGAGCGUCGUCCCCAGCACCAAGGGCUCCGAGGAGCCGCUGCAGCCGCCGCCCAGCCCCGUGCAACUAAACGGUGCCGAGGCGUGCGCCCUUGUCCCGGACUCGCUAACCAACAUCAAGCGCACGGUGCGGAUCGUCAAGCAGGACGUGGGGGGGCUCGGCAUCAGCAUCAAAGGUGGUCGGGAAAAUAAAAUGCCCAUCCUGAUAUCCAAGAUAUUUAAAGGGCUGGCUGCAGACCAGACAGAAGCACUGUUUGUAGGGGACGCUAUCCUUUCCGUCAACGGUGGUGACCUGUCUGAUGCCUCACAUGAUGAAGCGGUGCAAGCUCUGAAGAAGACUGGCAAGGAAGUGGUACUGGAAGUCAAAUACAUGAAGGAAAUCUCUCCUUAUUUUAAGAAUUCCUCAACUGGUUCAUCUGUAAGUUGGGAUUCUUCACCAGGCUUUCAGAAGCAAGCUUCUCCAACUCUCUCCCUACAAGACCUCAAGGAAGGGAAGACUAUCCCGUUAAAAAUGUGCUACAUAUCAAGGAAGUGUCUUCCAAAUGAUCCAGAAAACAGUCUUAAGGAAAAUUCAUCUUGCAGGUACCUAGGUAGAUUUAUAUAUUUUUCCUGUUUUCCCCCCCUAGCCUGUACAUGGAAUGGGAGGGACUGCACCCUGUCCAUCCACAUUGACAAGGGUUUCACCAUUUCCACCCUGGAGCCAGGCCUCACCAAUGUUGUUCUUCUGCAGCAACCCUUUGAGAAGCUACAGAUGUCUUCAGAUGAUGGGGCCAAGAUGCUUCACUUGGAUUUUGGCAGCUCAGAGGGAGAGAUUCAACUAGAUCUUCAUUCCUGUCCCAAAACAAUUGUCUUCAUCAUCCACUCAUUCCUCUCUGCCAAAGUGACCCGGCUUGGGUUAUUGGCAUAGGGAUGUAGAGCAAACUCGGGAGAGAAGCAAGACUUCGUGCAAUCUAUGCAGUAUAGUUCUACCUUCAUGGUGAAAAUAAAGGGUUGAAAUACAGACUGGAACAAGAACAACAUGGUGCAAAACAUCCAUGGCUGGAAAAAAAAACCUGUUUGAAGAAAGCAAAUGGACAGCUGUCAGAAUGUUCAUCUUAAGACUUGACAACUGAUACCAAGAUAGGAUAUGACAUCUCCAUCCCAUCUCCUACAUCAGAGAUGAUUCUAGUGAAGGUGUCAAACCAAUCCAAUUUAGCCAUCACAUUAGUGCCUUGAAGAUGAUAUUUUAUAUAUACGUAAAUAUAUAUAUAUCUCAAAUCUGUUUGUAUCAAGGUUUUAUAUUUAUAUAUAGUUCAUUUGCUGUCUUAGUGGCUUUUAGUCUAGAGUUUCAACACUAUUUUAGACCCAAGCUACUACACUGUACUGACCUAUUUGGGAUUAAUCCACUGAACCCAGAAAGAUUUACUUUUAAGUGAAUAUGCAUUGGGUUGGACUGAAAAUUCAGUGAAAGUGCAUAAGAUUUAGCAUAAAGCCAUUUUUUUACAUGCAGCACACACAAGUUAACUGUCUAAAACCAACCUUUUUUAUUUAUCUAAAAUUUGGAGUUAGUUACAGAAGCCUUUUUUUAAGGAAACAGCAGGAAAUAACUUUAAUUUUGCGUAAUCUUAGCCCCAUAGUUUUUAUUCAUCAAAUAUAACUGGAGGUGCUUUUUUUGACAGGGGAAGCAAUUAAUUUUAUAAGCUAAAAUUGUGCAUGAAAUUUGUUUUCAUUUUUGUCAGAAUAAAUCUAGAUUGCUGAAGGUGACUAAAGCAAACCUUUUCCAAUUUAUCUUGAAAGUAACAUUUGGAAUUACACAUUGAGCUCGAAAUUUAUCAAUUUUUGACACAACAGUGGCUUUCUCAUCUCAAUUUAAUUUUAAUUGGAGUGGCUUUCUAGCUGCCAACUGCUGCCAUGGUUAUUAUCAGUCUAAUUAGGGUCCUGUUGUUUAAUAAUUUUAACUAUAUUAAAACAGCCUACACAACUU
This is a messenger RNA of Ahaetulla prasina, 2332 nucleotides long. RefSeq names its product syntrophin alpha 1 (gene SNTA1). The record is from RefSeq and is a predicted model, not a curated record. Gene Ontology annotation, molecular function: structural molecule activity; protein binding. Gene Ontology annotation, cellular component: neuromuscular junction; intracellular anatomical structure; sarcolemma. Lineage: Eukaryota; Metazoa; Chordata; Lepidosauria; Squamata; Colubridae.